Messenger RNA from Camellia sinensis, 2414 nucleotides. The record is from RefSeq and is a predicted model, not a curated record. NCBI's taxonomy places the organism in Eukaryota, Viridiplantae, Streptophyta, Magnoliopsida, Ericales, Theaceae.
AUGGCCUUCAAUGAUGAGAGGGUCAAACCCCACUUCGAUCCUAAAAUUUGGGUUUAUGUUUCUCAAGAUUUUGAUGUGAAAAGGGUGAUCAAAGCAACAAUAGAAUCUGCAAAUGAAAAAGCUUGUGAGGCAGUUGACCUAGACUCACUGCAGAGAAAGCUUCGCGACAUGCUGCAUGGGAAAAGAUACCUGAUUGUAUUAGAUGAUGUGUGGUAUGAAGAUCCAGACAAGUGGGAUGCGUUCAAGUAUUCACUAGCAUGUGGAUCAAAAGGUGCUUCCGUUAUUGUCACUACUCGUGUUGAUAAGGUUGCAUCAAUCAUGGGAACUAUUUCACCUCAUCGCUUGUCAGUUUUAUCCAAAGAAGAUUGUUGGUUGUUGUUCAGGCAACGAGCAUUUGGACUUGGAAAUGAAGAACGCCCAAACUUUGUCGCCAUUGGGAAGGAGAUAGUGAAGAAGUGCGGGGGUGUGCCUUUAGCUGCGAAGGCCCUCGGAGGGCUAAUGCGCUUCAAAAGUGAGGAAAAAGAGUGGCUUCAUGUUAAGGAAAGUGAAAUUUGGAAAUUACCCCAGGACAAAAAUUCCAUCUUGCCUGCCUUAAGAUUAAGUUACUUUUAUCUUCCAUUGGAAUCAAGACAAUGUUUUGCUUAUUGUGCCAUUUUCCCAAAGGGUUCUCAAAUUCGAAAGAGAGACCUAAUUCAUCUUUGGAUGGCUAAUGGCUAUAUUUCAUGCAAAGGAGGAUGGGAACCGGAAGAUAUUGGUGAUCAGAUUUGGAAUGAAUUAUGUUUGGUAUCUUUUUUCCAAGAGGUGAAGGACGGCGGAAGUAAUGUAUAUUUCAAGAUGCAUGAUCUUGUGCACGAUCUUGCCCAAUCAAUUAUGAAGGGUGAAUGUCAAAUGAUCGAGUUUAACAGUUCAAGUGAUAUAUACAACGGAAAAGCUCAUCAUCUAACAUUGGUUGACGGGCGUAAGGAAAAUUUUCAUACCACAUUUCACAAAGUUGUAUCCUUACGGACAUUACGACAACAACGUUCAAAUUGGUUAUUCCUAGAUGACUUAUUUUUGUGUGAUUUCAGAAUGUUUGGUUCACUGCGAGCUUUUGAUGCACCGGACAGAGUGGGAGCGUUGCCACCUUCAAUUGGCAACUCAAAACAUUUGAGGUAUUUGAACCUUUCCCGUUCUAGUUUCUUGCGACUUCCUGAUUCAAUUUGUAAUCUCUUGAAUUUGCAAACAUUAAUCCUAGAACACUGUCACAAUCUUGGGAGAUUGCCCCAGAACAUGAUGUACCUGAGAAGUCUCCGGCAUCUUUUUCUGUCAGGGUGUCGGUUAAUUGAGAUGCCCCCAAAAAUUGGGCAGCUAACUAACCUGAAGACAUUAAGUGAAUUUGUUGUGGGUAAGAGCACUGAUUGUAGUCUCCUAGCUGAAUUGAAAUGCUUAAACCUUCAAGGAGAACUUUGUAUCUGGAACCUUGAGACAGUGAGAAAUCCGAUGGAUGCAAAAGAAGCCAAUUUAGUGGGAAUGCAAAAUCUUAGUAAGUUGCAACUAAAUUGGGCAUAUGGUUUUGCUGAAUGUGAAUCACAGGAAAAUGUUAAAUCUCAGCUAGUACUUGAAGCCCUUCAACCUCAUCCAAACCUAAAGAAGUUGGACAUAAGCGGGUACAUAGGUACUCAAUUCCCGCUCUGGAUGAGGGGUUCAGAUCUUCAAAAUGUAGUUAAUAUCCGGCUCUCCGGGUGCAACAACUGCUUACAACUUCCACCGCUUGGACAACUACCUUUGCUACAAAGCCUUGAAAUUUCUGGAAUGAAAGUAGUGGGGUGUAUUGAAAACGAAUAUCCUGGCGGUGGAGGAUUCCCAUCUUUGGAAGAACUCACAGUUCACGAUUGUCCGAAAUUGGAAGGUUUGUCAAGGGAGGAGGGAAGAGAGUUGUUCCCUCGUCUUCGUAAGAUAGAUAUUGCUUAUUGUCCUAAAUUGAGCUUCCCGCAUCUUUCGGCUCCCAAAGAAUUGUCGUUGGUUGGCGACUACACCACGGGACUAAAUUCAAUAUCAAAUCUUAAUAGUCUCACUUCCCUCACUAUUGGUUAUGAUGACAAGACGGUUUGUUUUCCAAAAGAGUUUCUGAGGAACCUUACUCUUCUUGAGUCACUAGUGAUUGAGAAUUAUUAUGAGCUUAAAGUGUUGCCUGGAGACCUUGCAAGCCUUGUCACAUUGAAGUCAUUGAAGAUCAUAGACUGUCCAAAGCUCGAGUCUUUGCCAGAGGAAGGGCUACGAGGCCUUCAAUCGUUGCUCAUUAUCAACUGCUAUGAACUGGAAAGGCGAUGUGAGAAGGGCAAGGGGGAGGAUUGGUGCUGCCAUGCUCUUUGGGUCACGAUGGCUGCUGCUAGUAUUGAAGUGGCUGUGGCAUCGGAUGCUUUGUUGGUGGGAAG